This is a messenger RNA of Nothobranchius furzeri (turquoise killifish), 1775 nucleotides long. Its product is annotated as zona pellucida sperm-binding protein 3. NCBI's taxonomy places the organism in Eukaryota, Metazoa, Chordata, Actinopteri, Cyprinodontiformes, Nothobranchiidae. The record is from RefSeq and is a predicted model, not a curated record.
UGUGGACUGUUUCUAUUUAAUUAUGCUUCUUGAGUGAGGUUAAAGUGCUGAUUAAAGCCUGAUGGGUCUCAGGUGUGCUCCACUUGGCUCAUGCUGACAGAGGAACACCAAACCAUGCCUCCUUUCUCCGGUUACCUCAUGUUUGGACCUUUGUUUUGUUUAAACCUGGUUAGAAGCUUCACUCAUCAAACCGAACCUCUCCAUGCACCUCACAAUGGCGAGGACCAGACUCUCGUGGUGACGUGUCACGAGGACAGCAUGGAGGUUCUGAUGAGGGCUCGUCUGUUAGGCUCCAGGUUAGCGGUGGAGCUGGUCGGGAUGAGACUCGGAGCUGAUGGCGCUGCAGGAGGUGGAUGCUCCACCUGGCUGUCAUCUGAUGGAGACUUCGUCAUCUGGGCUCCUCUGGCGGGGUGUGGGAGCAGAGUGAUGUUUACAGAGACCGAAGCCCUUUACACCAACCUGCUCCUGUUGUAUUUUACUCCACCAUCAGAUGGUGGUGCUGGUCGGCUGGAGGUGGCAGCAGUGCCCGUCAUGUGUAAACACAGAAGGAGGUUUGCUGUGAGCAGCGGAGCUCUGAGGCCGACCUGGACUCCUUUGGUCUCCAUCCGGUCAGCUGAUCUCAGCCUGGACUUCCAGCUGAGACUCAUGACAGAUGACUGGAGCAGAGAGAGAGCUUCCCCCGUUUUCUUUAUGGAUCAGACGGUGAACAUGCAGGCCUCUGUGGACCAUCAUCACCCUCCUCCUCUUCAUCUGUACGCAGGCGGCUGUGUGGCCACUCUGACUCCUGAUGUGAACUCUCACCCAGCGUACCCCUUCAUAGACCGCCAUGGAUGUUUCACAGACUCCCGGCUGAGCAGCUCCGGCUCACGUUUCCUGCCCCGAAUCCGGGACGAACUCCUCCAGAUUCAGCUGGAGCCGUUUUUCUUCCAUCAGGACAGCAGACACACCAUUUAUAUCACUUGUUACCUGGAGGCUGUGAUCGUUUCUCAAAAGGAGACAAAGAAAAAGGCGUGUUCUUUUAUAAAUGAGAGGUGGAGGUCCGUAGAUGGUGACGAUAAUGCAUGUGAGAGCUGCAACAGCGCAGAUGAAUUCAGCCACAAGGGGGCGCAAAGGAGUGAAAGAUCAGUUGGAAUAAAUGAUCUGCACCAAGGGACAACUCUGGGUCCAAUCGUAUUCCUCCCAAAGCGAGCUGACUCCACUGAGAAUGUGACAUGAGGAAGAUUCAUCUAUCAAAGACAGAAAAGGAGGAAAAUAAGUAUUUGUUACUGUGAUAUUUACAAUUCAGGGUUAAUUUAUUGUGUAAACAGCAUGUCUGAUGUACAGUUGUGUCACCUGAAACUCAUAUGUCUCAGUAUGAUUGAGUCGGACGAAGGAAAAGCAGAAAGAAUAGUAAAGCAUCAGAAAUGCUUUGUGUUUUCAGUUAUAGUUGUUUGCAGCUGCAGGUGGCACAUUUUUGUUCACCAACAAACAUUUUAAUGCUCAGGAUCUGCCUGAUUAUGUUUGAUCAUAAUAUAACUGGUGCCAGUUUAGAUUAACUGAACCAGUAUAAGGUUAAGUAAAAUUAUUAGAGCACUGAAAUACAUUUUUACCAAGUAACUACCUUUGUUUGUUGUUGAAAUAAAAGUGUGUAAGGAGGGGUAUGUAAUUGAUUUUUGUUAAAAAAAAAAGCAUUUCCUUGGAGGGGGUGUGGCCUAAAACAUAUUCUGCAGCCAUCCACCAGGGGACGAUCUUCAUUCAUGUACGGUUGUAGUCAUAUAAACACGCUUCAACUUUAA